AUGUGCUUUCAGUGUGCGGAGAAAUACCCUCAGUUAUCCCCAAGUGUUUCAAAGCCAGACGAAAAUUCCAGUAGGGAAGAAAUACCAGUAGACCGGAGGCGUAGGACAUCUGAGUGCUCAUCACAGAGUAAUGAAAGCCGCCAACAAAAAAUACCGGGCCAAUCGGCUCCAUCUAGAAGUCGGUCCGACAGCCUUCCCUCUCAAAGACCCAGGCAGCAGCAGCAAAGACCUCAUCCUCAGCAAAACGGACAGAUGAGACCCGAGCAAUCUCAAGGUCGCCCUCCACAGUCUUCUGAUGAUUCACAACCAAAGCAGAUCCGACCUGAGCAUCCGAAUCAAAGUUCAACGAGAUCGCAGCAGCAACCUAGAUCCCGUUAUUCAUCGGAACAGCCGAGACCUCCUCAUCCAAUGGAACAAAACAGAUUUCACCAUCCUGGGGAUCAUCAGAGAUUUCCACAUCCCAUGGAUCAACAAAGGCCUCAACAUUCUAUAGAUCAACAAAGGUCUCAGCAUCCGACAGAUCAACCUAGACCUCAACAUCCAAAGGAUCAACCUAGACCUCAGCAUCCUAUGGAGCAAUCGAGAUCGCAUCAUCCUAUGGAUAAACAGAGACCUCAGCAUCCUAUGGAUAAACAGAGACCUCAACAUUCUAUUGAUCAGCCUAGACCUCAGCAUCCAAUGGAUCAACCGAGGCCUCAGCAUCCAAUGGAUCAAACGAGACCACAACAUCCUAUGGAUGAACAGAGAUCUCAGCAUCCUUCAGACCAACCGAGACCACAACAUCCUAUGGAUCAACCCAGACCGCAACAUCCUAUGGAUCAACCAAGACCGCAGCAUCCUAUGGAUCAACCUAGACCGCAACAUCCUAUGGACCAACCGAGACCACAGCAUCCAAUGGAUCAACCAAGACCUCAACAUCCGUCGGCUCAGUCAAGGUCGCAGCAUACAGUAGAUCAUGUCAGGCCGCCACAUCCAAUGGAUCAAGUGAAGCCACCUCACACAAAUGAAUCCCACAUGUCUCAACAGAUCAAAGAAUCACAAAGAUUGCAACAAGCGGUUGAUGAACGAAACCUUCACACAGCAGAACAUCAUAGGCAACGAGUUUCAGAGACACAAGAUGGAAAUCCUGAAAUUAUUAGUCAACUGACUGAUCUGAGACCACAAAACCAGAAACAACAAAAGCUUGAACAGUACAUAGAAUCCCAAAAAGGUCAACAUCCUGGAUCGCAACAAAAAUUUAACAAAGAUUCUCAAAAAACUCAACAUUCUUCAGAUAAACAAGAAAUUCAAAAUAAUCGGGAAAGUUUAAGAAAUCAGCAUGCAAAUGAUAUGCACAGAAGUCAAAAUACUAAUGAUUUUACUAAACAGCAACACCCCAAUGAUUAUCCAAGAGAUCAUCCGAUCUUUGAUCAGCAACGGCAGCAACAACAUAUUGCCGAAAGGCAACAAGCAGAAUUUUUGAAAUCUCAAAAGCAAAUUGAUCAACAAAAAUUACAUGGAAAUAACCAAAAGCUUUUAGAUCACAAUGGGCAACAACAUUUAGUGAAUAAAUUAAAUCAGUUUAUGACGAAUGACCUUCAACAAAAGAGAGAAAAUAACAUACAACAUGAUUUUCAGAACUCCUUUCAAUCGCAACCUCUGUUUGAAACUGGAGAGAAGAUUAGAUGUAAAGAAUAUUCGAAUAAUGAACCUCCAAAACCAAGACCUCAGCAUCCCAUUACUCAUCCUCCAUCAAAGUCUCAAAUAGUGGACUUACCACCAGAAAAUUUGCAGGAACAUCCGCAACAAAUUCAGGAAUACUCCCCACAACGAGAUGCAAAUGUUAUAGAUCCAUAUCAAAAAUUUCCACAGCGAAAUCAAAGGUUGCGAGAACCUCCUGAUCAACAAAUUAUGCCUAAACCCCAACACCCGCAACAACCGCCUCAAGAAUUUCUGCAAAUGCAGCAAGGAAAGGCACAAGGACCAAUUUAUGGAAGGGAAAAUACUCAUGACCCGCAUUUUAAUCAAGAAAGAGCUAUGUUAGAGCAUGCCGCAAGGAAUCAACAAAAUCAGCAGGUUCCUCCAGGUAAACAGCAACAAGUACCAACUCAUGGUUACCCCAAACCAUCGAAUGGACAGGUGAAUCUUGAAAACUAUAGAGACACUGAUCAGUGUAAUCAAGAAAACGUCCGACUUCCACAUGCAAGACAAAGUAUGAAUGAAUACAAGAAAAAUCAAAAAGAAAAGAAUGUACAGCCGAACAUGGGAAACCUUGCUGAUUCUUUUCCUCAAGAACAUCCUCAACAGAGACACCAGCAGAUGGAAGCAAACAGACAACUAAUCUUACAGCCAUCAAAUGGCACUAGGCAGCCAUCGUCGAACGAAAAUUUACAUAACCGUUCGCAAAUGGAUAACGAGAAAAACGGAAUCUAUGUAAGUCUUGUGGACCAAAAAAUGUCCCAAGAGCAAACACCGUUUCCAGUAAAAGAUGACUUUGCUUCUCCGACUCCUCCAGCAACUUUGCCUCGCACUAAACCUCUGGAACCGCCUCCUCCCGCCGUCAGGUCAAGCCGACGAGAGAAAAUGGCAGGGAACCAAACUCUUCCUAAAACUGGAACAAAUCCCUUUCGAUCAGACACUAAUCCCUUCCGCAGAGAAAGUCUGCCACAGGAGAUAUUAGAUGCUGGUGAAUAUGUCACAGUGGCUGCUAGACGAGGUAGUCUGGAUGAGCGACUGAGGCAUAUAUCUACUCAGGAACAAGCGAAACCCGCAGAAUCUAUGAAGAUAGACAUGAAGGUACUUAAAAUUUCAGAUGCUACUCGUAAAAAUAUUCGUUUUAUGGACGGCAAAAAUUGUGAAACUCUUGCAUAUACGGAGCAACAAGAUUUAUUUGAGAAGUACGCAAACGGAGCUUUCGACAACAAUGGGGCUGAAGCAAUAACUGCUGCAAACUCGGACAGACAUUUAGAAGAAGAGCAAAGGCGAAAUGCCAUUAACAGUGGCGUCUAUUCUCCAGAAGUCAACAGCCGCCGGCAAUUGCCGAGUCCUCAGAAGAGACAAUCUGAUCCACAUUCCGAUCAAAGGCAAAUGCCACCUGUUCCUAAAACAAGGACGUCCGUGCCAGACACAAACCUUUAUAAUGAGUGCCGAAAUGGAAUUCCUAGAACUGUACCACUGACCUCCGUAGCUCAAUGGCAGAAUGAACAGACUUUGAGUCACGGUAAACAGAAGGAUUCGAAUGAUGAGAUGAAUAUGCUUGAGCAGGAUAAACAUUUCAUUAAUGAUUUAUCCCAACUCAAGCAGAAUAAUAACGCUCUCGGUAUGUCAAAGAAUGAGCAGCAGAAGCAGAGGGAAGAUCUCGUGCAUCCAAAUAUUGUAGAUACGAGUGUCAAAAUGGGUGGUUCUAGGGAGACCCAAAAAAUUAGCGACAAUUCUUCAAGGAGCAUAGCACCCUCAGUACAUGACCGAAACAAAAUAGAUCAAAUGCGAGACAAUGCAAAUGCCGAACCAAAUCGAAGGCAUCCCGGAGGUCAGCAAAUUUGGCCCGAAGAGAACAGAGCUUACAAGCCCAUGCCACCUGAAGACAACAAUCAGGACUUAGAUGGCUACCAAGACGAAGAGGAAGAAGAGGACAUCGACGACUAUUUCCAGAUGAUUGAAAAUGCUGUCGGCGAGCGAAAACCACAAGUCAUUGUUGGAGGAAGGCGAACUGCUGACAUUCAGAGACAAUUAUUAGCAAACGAAGCGAAUAAGAAACAAUCAGUAACUCCUGCUCAGGACUACUCACUGCAAAAAGGUCACGUUUCAUCAACUUUACAUGAGCUGGAUGCUUUCAGUCAAAACCCACUAUAUGAGUCAAGAGGCAUGUCAUCGAGUAAAGCAUAUGGUAAUAUUUAUGAGCAAAGGAACAGUCGUGAAAGCAUAAAAGAUAAGAAUGAUUUAAACAUGUACGAGCAAGACAAAAUAUUAUCGUCUAAAAAGGAUUUUUACGGAGCAAACGACGGCUCGUGUUCUGCAAGAGAUAAAAAAGUUACACAAUACAUAAUCCAGCCAAAUGAGCAAAAGUUUGGUCAGCAAUCAGGUUCAGACGACUACAACAAGCAGAAACGGGAACAUGAGAAACUUUUAAUGCAUGAAUUAACUCCAGACACAAGACAACCUUCAGCCAACCACUACCUUGAAGAACACAAAACUCAACCUGUAUCAUACGAAGCCUUUAGUUCUGCCAAGGCUUUAAAGCAAACACAAGACACUCAGCAAGAUUAUCAUCACGUUUCCUCCCAGCAAAUAGCUCCACAAAAUGCAGAAAGCAGAAGUCAACAGUAUUACUACUCCCAACAAAAUUCGGGUGUUCCCCAUCAAUCUGCAGGUCAAGUAGGUAACGAUUACGAUGCAGAUAUUGAUAAAGGAAAUCAAUCUAUUCCUCCAAAACAGCUACAGAUAGAUCAGAAAAAGGUCAAACCGAAACCAGACCCUCAAGAUUGGUCACCCGUUUCAGAUUUAUCCCCGAUCCUGGACGUAUCGCCGUCUGUUGAAGCUGCUGAACAGGAGCUAAUGGAAAAAUUUCAAGAAAAGAUCGUUAUUCAAGACGAAGACGAGGACUACAUGGAUGACACUGACGAUUCACGUCUGCUCAAGGCCGGAGGAAUUCCCAGAGCUACAAGUGGUACAAUCUCAGGGAUGCUUGAAGAGUUUACAAGAGCACUGGGGCUUCCUGGAACUUCUCCUAUUGAUGAUUCAGGAAUAAAGACAGCAGUUUCACCUACAUCCCUUGCUAUAAGCCCCAUUUCAAAUGUCAGUUCUUGUGUGUCGACAGCUCCAGCUCUACAGAAGGAAUACCAAGAAGGUUUUGGAUCACCUCAGAAAACUACGCCUGGUGGGUCACCGCAAAAGACAGUGCCACAACCCACAACUCCUCGUCGAUCUCACAGACGAUUGCCACAGCCAACUGUAGAACAGAUGCAGGCAGCUGUUGCUAUGGCAGCACAAGGACCCAGAGAGAAAUCUCCUCAACCGCCAUGUACGACCGGGGCGAUGCUGUUCGGAGGGGACGCAAAACCAGCGACGGGGGGACGCCCCGUUUCGCCCAUGAUGCCUUGGAAAAGCCCCGACAUCAGCCAAUCUUUCGAACAAGCCUACAACAAGCAGCAGACCGGUGGACAGACGGAGCCAGAAAAUGGGACAGCAGUGCCGCCUAGUCCUGCUCCCAGGGCAGCUCCCAGAGGAAAUGACGUUUCAAAAGGUUCCGAGUGUUUGCAGCAAGUAACGAACAGUGUCGUCCAAGAAGUUCCUACUCCUCAAGCCCGAAAGCUUCGAUCCGCAUCUUAUGGCGGUAGCCCUUCCAAACUCUCUGACGAACUGGUUGCUCGGUUGAAUGGCGGAGGUUCUUCCAGUCCCCACGCAACUAGUAACGGUUUUACAGAUUUUAUUGCUACGACCGUGGGGUCACCGCAAACUCCUAGCACACCCAGAGAUAAACAAGCGGGAGAUUCUGAUACUCAGAGUGAAGCAGAGAGCAUCAAAUCUGUUAGACUGCGCCGGAAGCUUCCCAACCUUCCACCCGAUCAAUGUCCCUCUCCUAGCCCCACUCGGAAGACAUUGGAAAGAAGCAGAAACGGAAGCACCGAGCUUGAUGAUGCAGCAGAAGCAGAAACAGCUGCCCUAACUCCAGCAGCAGCCAUCACAAUUACAACAACUGUUACCACUGCUCUCGAAGUGUCUCGGCAGUACUCCCCAGCACCUAUUCUUGGAGCACCAUCACCCACGCCUCUAUCGGGAAAUCUUUCCCCGCUGUUGGGAAAAAGGACAGAAUUAUCUAGAACACCCAGCCCUGGUGGAGAAGCUUCGGGUACGAAGCUUCCCCAGUACAUGCAGAGCUUGAAGAAGCAGCUUAGGGAUGAAUUGAAAGCGGUGACUGAAGAACGGAAAAUUAUGCUCGAACAGAGAGGAAAAGAACGAGGUGAAGGUGAAGGAUCUCAUACACCUCAACCUCUUACACCGGUACACCAGCCUCCAGCAGGCUCAAGACGAGACUUGGAAACUUUGUCUAAAAGUGGUUCCCAAUCACCGUACCCUCCGCAAUCGCCUCAUCAGAAACAAACUCAAGCACAAUUAGUUGUUCAAAACAGGUCACCUUCGCAGACGCUUUCCCAAGUGCCAACAACGCCUCAGACGCCAUAUCAAGCCCAAGAGAGGACAAUACAACAAAUUCAAUCAAAACUUCAGAGUCAAACGAACGCGACGUUGCAGCAGCGAACUCCGACGCAACCGCAGCAACAGAACCUUAUGUAUCAAAGUCAGUUACACUUCGGCCAAAACCAGCCAACCUCAUAUCAAAUUCAACAGUUUAACUUACAUGGUGUCAAUCCAGAGCAAUCCAUCUAUCACACUCUGCCGGACACUGGUCGUAGGACACCACAACCAUCUCCAGCGAGAACCCCCCUGCCUGAUGCAGUGCCACCCUAUUCCGGAAGCCACCGUUUUCAGGAUGACGAUAUUACAAUUAUGACAACUGCUACGACGACGGUGGUGUCAGCGUCUGAACAGUGGCAUGACGGUACUAAACGCUAUCGCCAGCCACCGACUACAACAAUUGCGCCAUCUACUGCUAUAAUGGGCGCUAGCAUAGAAUCUUUGAGGCGCCUUCAGCCGAAGAUGUCACCCCAACCUUCGCCAAAGAAGGGAAGACGUAGACAUACGAGCGAAAUUAACAUUCCUCCAUUCCCAGUAAUGGAUCAGUACCAGGAGAUGGCACAUACAAUUUAUCAUGCACCAAUGAGACAGCAGCGACCAACAACUCCUCAGUCCGUACAGUAUUACACUCAGGUACCAGCCCAACAACCAGCGAGUUAUAGAUCGAUGGAGUUUGGCUACGUUGAUAGCCACGCGAGAGCUGCAGAGCUGCUGAGGACGAGUGCUAGCCGAUAUGGUGGCAGUCUGGGCAGCGGUCUCAGUUCCACGGAAGCUCUCUAUCAAGGCAGAAGGGUUCUGAACAAUAGAAUGCAAGAUUACGUCACUGACAAUAGAAUGCAAGAUUACGCCACUGACAACAGAAUGCAAGAGCAGCAACAAAGGCUAGUCGGUCCUGACGUGUACUUCCAGACUUUAAAUAAUGAAAUAAACAAACUCCGCCGCUCUUCUGAAAGUCUUCAUCGAGACACAAUGUAUGACAAAUCAGCUUGGGGAAUGUCUGCAGGACCUGUUCAAGGACAAAUGCCAGAAACUCGAACAAGUCCUCAAACAACUGAACGCAGAAAAAGGAAAGAAAAGAAAUCCAGGAAACCUCGAUCUUGGCAUCCCUCGCCCUACGUGUCCGAAGACGAAGAUGACCAAAUGACGAGAGAAGAAAAGAAGGCGAAGAUCAAAGCUGAGAUUGCUCGGCGGCGGCAGCAGAUCGAAGAGAACAUGAGAUUGCACGACGAGCUUUGCAAACUCGCAGAAAGAAGAGAUCGAAUGGAAUCAAGUCGACCUGGUUCUGUGGUUCCUGGUUACGCACCUUCUCCGACCGGCUCGGUAGCUUAUCGAACAUCCGAGCAGACACUGAUAGCGCCUGUACGUCAGCCGGACAGCGAAGAUACAAGCAGCGUGCUGAAAGCCAUCGACGAAAUUUUGAGAAAGGAUCUUUACAGUGGCCCCUUAUCGAGGUCUGCUUGGGCUACUUACAGUCCGGCAGAAGCAAGAUCUUCAGAUUUUUAUCAAUCCGGCUACAUUACGAUGCCCAGGAACAGGUAUGAAUACGAUGGCAACACAGAAAUCCAAGCAGCAAAUUCCUGGUACGAUGAGCAACCUCAGCAGCAACAGCAGCACGUCGGUUAUUACCAGGAAACGAACGAGGAUCCGGAAAUGGACAUGGACGAGAGCAUUGCCCGGAUAGCGUCAACGUUUCCCACGGACGAACCACCGGACAUUCUUCUGUCCGCAACUCCCGGACAUUUUUCUCCGGAACACGAGAUGACCCCCGCCAUGCCCCUGCUCCCUGACAUGCCUACGAGGUCAAGAAAACUGCUGGAAAACUUAGGGAGUUCACCUAUACAGCCAAGUAGGAGUGGGUCUGCUCAGUCAUUGUAUCAGGAUCAUCAUCAUCCUGAAGAUGAAAAUAAUGAUGACGAUUCCUUGGGUCACCGGAUGCAAGAAUCCUCUUCUUUGCUCAGGGCGCAAAGGAAAGCCGGGAGAGCCCCGGCAUCCAAAGCAAGCCAAAAAUAUGAUUUUCCUGUGAAGAGGAUACUUCUCACCCGGGACCCCAAGGAUCGUUCCGUCAGUGGCAAUGGGUUAGGAAUGAAGGUCGUUGGAGGAAAAGAAGUGCCUGGUUCGAAUGGAAUGAUAGGAGCUUAUGUUGCUAAAAUUUUUCCCGGUGGUGUCGUUGAAACUUUAGGAGAAGUUAAAGAAGGGGAUCAAGUUUUGGAAUGGAAUGGUGUUCCUCUAACGGGUAGAACGUAUGAAGAGGUACAGAGAAUUAUUGCUUCCUCUGCGGAUGAAGUAGAAAUCGUUAUUCGAUGUGACCUUAAUAUGCUGGAGACAAUGAACAGACAGCGAAGGAGCAGCCCCGGGAUGGGCACAAGUGGUGGACCAAGGGGCGGUCUGGAGCCACCUGACACACCAGGCAGUGGUUCAGGUCCCGGGAGGGGCUCGUCUCCUGCCCAUAGCCCCUACUCGCCUGCUGGUUCAUCACGGGGACACAGUCCGGCCCUCUCUAAGAGGGGCAUGGGCGGCAGUGGAAACGGCGGUGGCGGGAAUAUGAUGGGGAACAACGUACACAACGUUCUCAUGGCCAACCUCAACGGAGCUUCUUCCUACGAAAACAUAUCGACCUCCUAUCGGCAGAAUUCAGGUUAUGGACACACACAAGGCUUUGGCCUCAACAAUGCGCCGAUUUCUCGAAGCAUAGUUAGUGUGUUUGCUCCCAACAACUUGCCUACUGACUGGCCCGACAUGUACGAUUCCGGGUUGUAUUCUUCUCCUCAAUCUCCGGAUGAUUUCAUCGAGGAAGACAUCCAGAGUCGGUGGCACCCCGAAAGCAACUUAGAACAGGUUCAGUUUCAGGUAUGUUGCGGUCCAAGAACGGCCAUUGUGUAUGUUCCAAUCAUUCCGAUGAGACCUUUAAUUAAGAGCGCACCACCUGCCAUUCUAGACAGAAGUAGUUUUACAAGAAGAAGUGUCGACCACAUAGAUGAGUACGAACCUCUGCUGAAGAAUGGUUGGAGGACGGAAGAACGGUCUCUGGGAAUCUACGACCUUCUCAGGCCGCGAAAUUCCUUGGGAAAAAUGAGCCUUUACCUAAACAAUCUCAAAGGCAAAGUUGAGGUGUACGAAAUGAAUAAAAAGAAUGGGAUGAGUCGAAUGUCGGAAGAGAUCCAGGAAGAACCACGUGAGAGACCUCGAGCGCCGUCGGAUCUUCCAGGCCUUAGGCCUGUAUUUGUAAAUGACUGGAAGCGACCGAAAAAGGUUCUUAAAGGCAAAGUUGAAGAAAAUGACGAUAAUAAUAACAGUAAAAGCAACAGCAACCAGAACGGAGGAACCGACAAGCAAAGGAAGCCACACGUGGGAUACAGUCCUGAAGCUACCCCAUACAACAUUCUUCCAAAAGGAUGUAGGGGGUCUUUCUGCGUCAUUCUCUAACAGUCUCAUUUUAACCCUCAAUUCCGAAUGAUGUGCUUGGAUCUGCCACUUCCAAAGGUUCCCUGCACUUUCCCGCCGUAAGCGUGCCUAUUUCGUCUGAAAGUGUACAUAUAGGACAGAUGGCUCGAAUUAUUUGUGCUAUUCUCGUGGCCGAGUCUGUAUCUAGGCAACUCUCAGUUCCUGUACAAAAACAUUUCGUAGUGUUGUAAUCAGUUCGUCGUGUCCUCAUAGCGGCUUCAACCCCUUUUAGUCGAUGUCGUCACUGAACGCGUGAAUGAAAGCGAUAUGACAUUUGUGUUUGCUGCUGCCAUCUAUGUACAGGACGUGGAAACGGAAACAGAUUAUGGUUCGAUUAUUCUAUCGUUUUGUGAUAAUUUCGACAAUUUUAUUCUUGAGCAUUGUAAAUGUACAUUCCCCA
Molecule: messenger RNA, 10012 nt
Organism: Uloborus diversus
Lineage: Eukaryota; Metazoa; Arthropoda; Arachnida; Araneae; Uloboridae
Exons: 26
Coding region: 1-9594 (3197 amino acids)
Biological process (GO): protein localization to synapse; presynaptic active zone assembly
Cellular component (GO): cytoskeleton of presynaptic active zone; axon; glutamatergic synapse
Molecular function (GO): structural constituent of presynaptic active zone; protein binding
Source: RefSeq, a predicted model, not a curated record